Messenger RNA from Musa acuminata subsp. malaccensis (wild Malaysian banana), 1842 nucleotides. Its product is annotated as protein DETOXIFICATION 48. Gene Ontology annotation, biological process: xenobiotic detoxification by transmembrane export across the plasma membrane. Gene Ontology annotation, molecular function: antiporter activity; xenobiotic transmembrane transporter activity. Gene Ontology annotation, cellular component: membrane. The record is from RefSeq and is a predicted model, not a curated record. NCBI's taxonomy places the organism in Eukaryota, Viridiplantae, Streptophyta, Magnoliopsida, Zingiberales, Musaceae.
ACACAGCAAAGAACCAGAGGAGGAGGAAACGUAGAGAAGCCACAGCAAGGAAGCCGCAGCGCCGUCUGCAACACCACACCGUCCUCCCCUCCCAGAAGAAGUCUCACGACAAGUUCAUGGAGCAUCUCCCUCUUCAACCCCCUGAUUUAGAUCUCCAUAGAUGUCCUGCUCUUUCAGAGGUGGUGGAGGAAAUGAGAGCCAUAGGGAAGAUAUCUAUCCCCACGGCUCUCACUGGCCUCGUUCUUUACUCGCGCGCCAUGGUGUCGAUGCUUUUCCUUGGCUUUCUCGGGGAGCUCGAGCUUGCAGGCGGCUCUCUGUCGAUCGGGGUUGCUAAUAUCACGGGCUACUCCGUCCUCUCCGGCCUCGCCAUGGGCAUGGAGCCCAUAUGCGGCCAGGCAUUCGGCGCGAAGCAACGCAAGCUCCUUGCUCUCACUCUGCAACGGGCCAUCCUGCUUCUCCUAUCCGCCUCCCUCCCAAUCUCCUUCCUGUGGCUCAACAUGAAGAGAGUCCUCCUGUGGUGCGGUCAGGACGAGCAGAUUUCCUCCGCCGCCCACGUCUUCAUCACAUUCGCCAUUCCUGACCUGUUCUUCUUGUCAUUUCUGCACCCUCUUCGCAUCUAUCUGAGAUCUCAGAACAUCACUUUUCCGAUCACGUACUGCUCGCUCGUCUCCGUCGUCCUCCACGUGCCGCUGAAUUAUAUCCUGGUGGUGCAUCUCAAAAUGGGCAUCGCGGGCGUGGCCCUGGCGAUGGUCUGGACCAACUUGAAUCUCCUGAUUUGCUUGCUUCUCUUCGUCCUCUGCUCCGGCGUGUGCAACGACUCGUGGGUGAGCCCGAGCAUGGACUGCCUUCGGGGGUGGUCGAAGCUGCUGAAGCUCGCCGUGCCGUCGUGCGUGUCCGUGUGCCUCGAGUGGUGGUGGUACGAGUUCAUGAUACUCUUCAGUGGCCUGCUCGCCAACCCCAGGGCAGCUGUCGCUUCCAUGGGGAUACUGAUCCAGACCACGUCGUUGGUGUACGUCUUCCCGUCGGCGUUGAGCCUUGGGGUGUCGACCCGCGUCGGCAACGUGUUGGGCGCGAAUCGUCCCGCCAAGGCCCGGACGGCGACUCUGGUAUCGUUGGCGUGCGCCGUGGGGCUGGGACUCGCAGCGAUGGCAUUCACGACCUUGAUGAGGCAUCGGUGGGGAAGGCUAUUCACCACCGACGCGGAGAUUCUGAAGCUCACGUCUGUGGCUCUGCCGAUUGCGGGGCUGUGCGAGCUGGGGAAUUGCCCGCAGACCACCGGGUGUGGCGUGCUAAGGGGGAGCGCGAGGCCGAGCACCGGGGCUAACAUCAAUCUGAGCUCCUUCUACUUGGUCGGAAUGCCCGUGGCCGUACUGCUGGGUUUCGUCGGGAAAAUGGGGCUCCCGGGCCUAUGGUUGGGGUUGCUGGCGGCGCAGACAUCAUGCGCGGCCCUCAUGGCAUACGCACUGGCCAGAACGGAUUGGAUGACGGAGAUGGAGAGAGCUACGGAAUUGACAAAAGCUUCGAGCGCUCCUCCUCCUCCUCCUCCUCAACUCAUUCCUAUUACUGCAGACACCAGCGGCGAUGGCAGUGGACGAUCACCUUCUCUCGUAGAAGACCGAGAGAGGGCAGGGAAACCGUGCAUGAAACAUGACGUGGAGGGAGCAAGUGCUGCUAGUUCAGAAACAGAUCAUCUCAUUGACUGUGCCGGAUGAGUGGGGUUCAUCAGUUCUUUCGAGACGAGGCUUUGUAAUCUUAUAUUCUUGCCCUCAAAACUUUUCCUUUUGUUGUUUUUUGUAAUCUGAUGAAUGAAUGGAGGAUAUACAUGACAUUAAGUUUUGCAUC